This is a messenger RNA of Dermatophagoides farinae (American house dust mite), 1776 nucleotides long. RefSeq names its product glucosidase 2 subunit beta (gene GCS2beta). Gene Ontology annotation, biological process: N-glycan processing. Lineage: Eukaryota; Metazoa; Arthropoda; Arachnida; Sarcoptiformes; Pyroglyphidae. Gene Ontology annotation, molecular function: calcium ion binding; protein binding. Gene Ontology annotation, cellular component: glucosidase II complex. The record is from RefSeq and is a predicted model, not a curated record.
UCGAACACCAAACGUGUCCUUAUUUAUUGAAAACCCGGUUGGUCGAUUUUUAGUUAUUGAUCAAUUAAUUUCAUAUUGAAAAACAUAUCGUUUUCUGAGCCAAAAAGUGACUAACGAUGAUAGUUGAUUAUUGGAAAGUUUUGCUUUGUUUUAUAAUUAAUUUAUUCUUGAAUUAUUCAUAUAUCAAUGGAACAACUGAAGUGCUCAGGCCAAGAGGUGUACCGCUUACAAAAAAAUCUUUCUAUGAUCCAGGAAAAGAUUUUCAAUGUUUAGAUGGAUCGGCAACGAUACCAUUCUUAUUAGUUAAUGAUGAUUAUUGUGACUGUGAUGAUGGUAGCGAUGAACCUGGUACUAGUGCUUGUUCGAAUGGCCUUUUUCAUUGUUCAAACAUUGGUUUUGUCGAAAAAAUUAUUCCAUCAUCUCGUGUAAAUGAUGGCAUUUGUGAUUGUUGUGAUGCAAGUGAUGAAUACAAUAGUUCGAUUAAAUGUGACAACAAUUGUCUUGAAUUAGGCGAACAAAUGCGAAUUGAACGAGAAAGAUAUCUAGAACUUAUGAAACAAGGCAAUGAAAUUCGUCAGACUUAUAUUGCAACAGCUAAACAAAAAAUUGAUGAAACUAAAAAUGAAUUAGAAACAUUAAAAUCUCAAAUGAAUGAAGUGGAAAGCAUUAAGAAUGAAAAAUUUGAAGUCAAAAAUCAGGCUGAAGAAUUAGAAAAAGAAGCACUUGAAAAACAUCGAGCCAAAGAAGAAGAACUACGAAAACAAAAGGAAGAUGAAGAGAUGAAAAAUAGAGAAAUUGAAGAGACCGAACAAGCUUCACUUGUUUUCCAAAAACUUGAUACCGAUGCCGAUGGAAUCAUCACAUUGGAUGAAUUGAAAUCUUAUUCGAGAUUUGAUCGAAAUAAUGAUGGUUCUGUUUCUGAUGAUGAAGCCAAGUUUUACUCAAACGGCUUGGAACAACUUGUUCUACCCACAUUUAUUGAAUCAUCUUGGCCACUGGUUAAGCCAAUCAUUGAGAAUGAACCUCAGAAUCAAGAGGAACAAGCUUCUGAAUAUCAAAUAGAUGAUACUAAUCCUGAAACGACUAUUAAUGAAGAUGAAUCGCUUGAUCAUGCAGAAGAAUCUGACGAGCUUGAACAUGAGUCAGGUCGUCCAUUGAUUCCCACCGAAAGUACUGUGUCAUCGAUCACACUGGAAUAUGAUGAACCCACCCAAAAACUUGUGGAUGAAGCUAAAAACGCUCGCGAUGAAUACAAUCAAGCCGAAGGAAGAUAUCAAGAUAUUCAAACUAAAAUUCGUGAAUUAGAAGUUGUUUUAGAAACGGAUUUCGGACCAAAUGGUGAAUAUAUGGCGCUAAAGAAUCAAUGUUUUGAAUUGGAAGAGAAUGAAUAUGUUUAUAAACUAUGUCCAUUCGAUUCGGCUUCACAACGUUCAAAAACUGGUGGAACUGAAACAAAUCUUGGUCGCUGGGGAAAAUGGAUCGGUUCGGAACAAAAUCACUAUGAACGAUUCAUUAUGGAAGGUGGUACACAAUGUUGGAAUGGACCAGCAAGAUCGGUUAUUGUACAUAUAAGCUGUGGUGAUAUUAAUCAAUUAAUGCGUGCAUCCGAACCAAAUCGAUGUGAAUAUAGCUAUGAGUUCAAAACACCAGCUGCCUGUGUUUUGAAUCAAUCCAUUCAUGAAUCAACUGAUAAUGUCCAUGAACACAAUGAACUCUAAUUUAGAUGUUCAGAAUUUUUCCUGCUUGUAUUUAAUAAUAUUAUCAUUCUAAUCGCUA